AUGCAACCUCAAGGUCGCACUAUGCAAAAUCAACCGCCGUGUUACCUCGAUUUCGUCACACCAGAAUUCUACCGUAGCACAAAAUCGACACGGACUCACGAUAUAAAAGAAUUAUUAUUCGAAUCGCGAAUGUUACGUGAACUACCAGAAUCAUUAUGGUUACACCGAAUGUCCUAUUGA
Molecule: messenger RNA, 180 nt
Organism: Sclerotinia sclerotiorum 1980 UF-70
Lineage: Eukaryota; Fungi; Ascomycota; Leotiomycetes; Helotiales; Sclerotiniaceae
Exons: 3
Coding region: 1-180 (59 amino acids)
Source: RefSeq, a predicted model, not a curated record